UUUAAAAAUCUCUAAAUGUUUCAUGGAAGUAUGAGGUCUCUUAAGUCUUAUUGUUGUCUGGUGUGCCUGCAGUGCUCAAGUUUGACACUUAUUGACCUUGACUUUGACCUUGACCUGUUAUCUUAGUGACCAAGGUUAUAACUGGCUUUAAUAUCUGUUCAAAGGUAUGGUUAGUUCUUUAAUGUACAUCUAUGUUCUUUUGUUCUGGCAUGUUAGAGAGAUGUUACAUGUAGAUGAUCAAGUAAUGUUUCUGAGUCAUGGGUACAUGUACUAUAUAGUGUACCGGUAGGGUACUGUGAUUAGUGGUGUACCCUUGUAUGUCCACACAAUGGCAUUGAUCUGUGAAAGGUCAAUGGACUCCUGGAUACUGUCCAUUUUAUGCCAUAAUAUCUAUAAUGUCAGUGAUAAAGCAAUAAUAGUGGUAUGAGGGUUUGGCCGGAGUGAGCCAGAACAACUUAUGAUGGGCAGAGUGACAUUUCAGAGAGAGCCAGAAGUUAUCUAGGCUCUCUACCAGUACAGAAAAUUCACUACCAGGUCAAGUUCAGGUCAAGUUCAGGUCCAGGUCUGCACCCAAACCUGAUUAUAAUACAAGUAGUACUUUACCAACAGUAAUACUGAAUCAUAUGUUGGAGAGUACCAAAUUACUUAGCUCUGAAUACAGUUUUUUUAUUUCUAUUUUAAAGUGGCAUUAGGAAAUUAAAUGUUACAAUGUAAUCAUCUAAUUGCUAAAGGAACGCUCAUUUGGCAGCAUAUCACAUUUAUAUUGUGAUUUUGUAGCAAAGAGAAUGAAGACCCUAGCCUUUUUUCCAGCUGCUAGCAAGGGACAUGAUGUGAGAGGUAAAAUUCUCCCUGUAUUUUGCACUCUGUUAACAGACUACAUAAUUUCACCCACAGGUUCCCAAACAAUCUAGUACACCAAGCAAGCCAAGGCACAAUGAAGAUUUUCUCCAGUAUUCUCGUGGUCUUCCUUCUUCUACUCAAUGCAUGUGCUGUCAGGAUUAAUGAAAGGCUCCAGAAUGAAAUAGCAAAGAAGGUGGAAGCUGCAAAGACCCAAGGAUCCAAGUCAGUGAGUGACAUCCUGUCACCUCAGGUCCUGAUCUGGGACCCUCUCACACAAAUGUCUUGGCUGUUUCCAGAGGGAAUAAAAUGUCCUCUGUGUGAUGAACCGUUGAAAGUGUCGAAUUUUUUGGAUGGUCAAAGUGACUAUAGACAGCCAAUGGUACUUCAUGGAAAAAGCAGCAACAUACUGCUUGUAAGUCGCAUCUUGAGAUGUCCACAUUCCCAUCGAUUUUUCAGCCAUUCUCAGUAUGUCCUAGACUUCAUGCCAAGAGCAGCAGUGCCUUUUAUCUUGUCACACAAGGUAGGGUUUGAACGCAGUCUGGCAUAUGAGCUAUAUGAAAUGAUUUCAGCAGGAAUGGAAGUAAGUGAAUGUGUCAGACUGCUCAAUGCUUGCAGAAAUACAUACUUCCAAGGAAUCUCAGAACUGAUCAGUCAACAUCCUGAAGGACAAAUGUUCAAGAAUGGUGAAGUAGAAUAUUUCAAGGAGAUCAUGACAAGCGUUCCAGGGAGACUAAUGAUAAGAAGGUGUUUUGAAUGCAUUUAUAAUGAGAAGAAGAAUAGUUUGGAGGAUGCAGUAAAAGCUACCACUACUUCAGACUGGAUAAGCAUAGACCACACUUUCAAAAGUGUGAAGCACAUAAAGGUGCAUAUGAACGGCAGAUAUUUAACUCAACUAAAGGCACUGUGUACUGUAACAAAUGACAUUGGACAGGUGUUGACUUGGCAGCUCUGUAAGUCAACCACUUUCAAAGAGAUCCGACCUGUCUUGGAGAGACUCAGGGACAGAUUCUCAAAACAGAACGUUGUGUUAAAGGAGGUAUUCCUUGAUCAAUGCUGUGCAUGGAGAAAACUCAUCGAGGAAGUUUUUGGAGAGAACAUUUUGGUGAAAUUGGAUUUAUUCCAUGCAGUACAAAGAGUUACUAAGUUUGUUCCAAAGCAUCAUCCAUAUUCUAAAUAUCUCCUGCGGGACUUGAGAAUGGUGUUCAGACAUUCUGGGGAUAUUGGACUUGAAAGGCAAAGGGAAACCCCCCCUCCUCACCGUGUAGCACGCAAAAUGAAAAAAUUUGACAAGAAAUGGCGCAAGUUUGGAUUGAAGCAAAAAGGGAAAACUGUGUAUCCAAAAGCUGCACAGGAUGAAGUACGAAAGCUAUUAAAACACAUAGAGAAGGGAUGUGUUUCAGGUAUCCAGCCAGGCAAAGGGACAAUUCGAAACGAAGCACUUCAUCGUAAAUUAAACCAAAGAAUGAACAAAAACCGAAUCAGCCCAACAUUUGCUAUCGCUCUCAUGUUUUCCAUUAUCUACACAGUUAACAGUCAACUUGCCAGGUCAUACAAAAGGAAGCCACACCAUGUAGACACCAUAGAAGAAUUUGGACUUCAGUCGCAAGAUGCCAUCAUAACAAAUGAUGAAUCCAUGGAUGCUGAUGAAACACAGAAUAAGGAGAAUAUUGAAUGUAAAUUAGCAGUAUGGAAGUUGCUGAAGAAGUCUGCAGUUUCCAUUGACCCCACUUUAGCAUGUGACAAGGGAAUAGAACUGCUACAACACAUAUUGCAACUUAGUGAUGAAAUCAGUGAAGAAGGUCAUGAUCAUCUUGAUGAAAACUUGAAAUCCCAUGGACUUAUGCGUGUGCCCUCAAAUGCAGAUGGCAGCUGUUUGUUUAUGUCCAUAAGUUUCCAGCUGAUUCAGCUCCUCACAGAUGAAGAUAUAGGAACAAAGAUUUCUGAACACCUCUCAACAUUAUUCCCAGACUUAUUCUGUGCUGGGGAGCCAUGCAAUAUUGACCAGGAAACAUUGGCAGUGCGGCUGCGAGCUGCAAUGGUGGACGAAUGGCGUAACAAUGAGGAGGUCUACAGAGAGUUUGCGCCAAAUGUGAACUUUCAGACCGAAGCCUUGCAGUACCUGAGACGAGAUGUGUUUGCAGGGGACAUGGGGGAUUUAAUGGUUCUAGCUGUGUCAAAUGUGCUGAAUAUUGCAAUGAUUCUCGUAACUACAGACACAGACGUACCCCUCAUUCCAGUUUUCCCGUCAAAUGUGCUUGACAAAAGGGCAUGUAUAUAUCUUGCAUUUGACAGAGACAGGAUGCAUUUUGACUCCACUGCCAGAAUAUCCGUUAAGUCAAAACCCAUUGCUCCAUCCACUACACCACCUUCACCAAAGUCAUCUACAUGUACAUGCAGCUGUGGGGUCAACGACAAAACACCUCAAAAACGAUGCAAUGAAGAAGCUGAAUCCCAAUACAAGAGCCGGUGUCCAUGUGCAAAACAGCAAAAACCAUGUGGCAUCUUGUGCAGAUGCAAAGGUUGCAUAAACAGUUAUGGACAUAGGAGUACAAAGAACAAAGGAAGUCAGCUGAAGGGUGCCACAGCAAGAAGGGCCAAACGGCAAAGAUCCCAGGAAUGGAUGGACAGCAAGCCAGUACGUAGUAGGGAGUACAUGCAAAAAAAAGGACACAGUUUCAAAGCCUUUUCCAAAAAGGAUGACUUCCAUUUGAUCCAGCUCAAUAAGUCGCCAGAAAGUUCUGCCUACUUGAAGAAAAGGUUCACUGAAGAACACAUCAAGAGAAGGCAGAAAACUCUAGCAAGGCGAGACAAGUACGCAAAGUCUGCAAUGGGACUGAAUAAAAAAGGAUAUCGAGGGAGUAGGAGACCAAGGGCCUUAACAGCACGAGAAACAACAAUGGAUGCUAACACUUGGGAACCUGGAAUCUACAGUGCAGAAAAGGUGGUAGACCAGCAGUUGAAAAAUGGUAGCAUGCAGUAUUUGGUGAAGUGGAGCAGCAGUGAUAGCUGUACAUGGGAACCAGUGCAGAACAUCUAUGACCGCAGACUCAUCACUGCCUUUGAAGACUCACAGAGAGCUGUGAACAAUGACAACACUCAAGCAAAGAAAAAGAAGAAAAAGAAGAAAACAAAAACUUUGGGAUGAGCUUGGUACUACAACAACCAACAUCAGAUUUAGAAAUAUCCAUUGUGCUCUAUUAAUAUUAUCAUGAGGUCUGAAACAUUUUUAGCAUCCACUGAUGAGUACCCCAAUGCUGCCACUUCAUAAUCAUAUGCUUUUGAAGUCUUUAUUGUUGUGUGCUUGUUGUGAAAUUUACAGGACCCCAAUAACGUGAUUUUAAAGCCUGGAACUAGUGAUUCCAAAUUGCUGUAACAGCACACUCAUAGCUACAUAUCUUUAGUCUUAUCAUUAUUAAUCUAUUUUUGUUUUAAAAACUGCCAAGUGGGCACUCAAUCACAAUAUUUCACCUCAGUAGCUGCUAAAUUUAGUCCUUAAGGCUUAGUAGCUUGUCGAUUGAGCUUAUUGUCUAUGAGCUGUGUAGGUGUCAAAGGAAAACCAGGGGAUUUGACGAAACAUUUUGAACUACAGUUGUAUAUUGUGUAUGUCAAAUAUACCCUAACGUCAGACUUUUGCUUGUGUAACAGCAGUCCAUCAUAGUUCAAGCAUGUUGAGCCAUUUGAUAAACAUUGCAAAGCAGUAAUUGGUAUUGGUAUUGGUGGCACAUCUAUUCAAUUAAGAAUAGACUUGAUAUUCUAUUUUCCUUUGCUUUGUUACUAAUAUUUGUGUAUGUAGCUACCGUUCAUAGCUUGUUUGUUUCCUAUUAAUUUUGCAAUUGGCCUGCAACUAUUGCAAAGAAAGAUAAUGUAAAAAAAAAAAAUUUCCACUGACUAAGUGUGUUGAACAAGGUACUACAUCAUAGCUACACAGGUCUCUUUGAAUGUAAGAAUGAGUAAUGGUAAAUUUUGUACAGGGAUCUGAGUACUUACAUUGCAAUCAUACUUUUUUUUUGUUUGAUUUAACUGUUGUCUACAACAUCUCAACAGCCUUCUUACUGCAUAAUUAGCAAGUGUUAUCUGUCUGUGCACUAUAUUGACCUGACAAUUUAUUCAUUGUAAUGUUAACUCAGUAUAAAUAUGAUACAUGCUUUUGAAAAAGCAAAUGUUUGCAGUAGUGUUAUAGUGUUUAAGUUGCAUAUGUAAUAAAGGAGAUAUGCACAUGGGAAUUUGUAACGUUUCUCAUAUUUGUCCUGUUAUAAAAAUAUGCAUUUUUUUUGCAGGGUCAAAAACAGUUGUACAGUUUGUGGAUGUCUAGGCGAAUAGACGUUGGUCAGGAAUAGAAGUGCAUAACCAAGUAGAAAAAAAGAAGAAGCCACGAAUGGAGGGUUAAUGAUGGAGACUGUGUAGCUGCCCUGAUUAUAUUCAUUACAUACAUUUUGUAGGAUAUUGUUUUUUUUAUAUGCCCAGUAUUUCUGACCUGCUGACGUCUCAAUGCCUGUCGGAAAUUAUUUUUGGAAAUGUAUUCAUUAUAUAUUACUAGACGACACAAGUUUAUAGAUUGUGCAAAAGUUUCGAUUUGGUGGCAAUCCUGCAAUAUCCAAUAAAGUCAUUGUGUGUAUCAUGUAUCCUGUAGGAGAAUUGAUGGCAGAAGUAAGAAGACAUGGAACUCUAGGACUCCAUAGUUAGGGUAAAAAUUGUCAAAUGUCAGGAUGGCCCUUUGUUCCUUCUUGUUGAAAAUUUAAAAUGACAUGUACACCCAUUGCCUAUAUUAAUGAAUUUUUGAAAGCGAUUAACAACUUUAUUAUUCAACUUUAUUAUAGCGCAAAUUAGCAGUAUACAAAAAUGCAUGUCACCCCCACCCCAAUAGGGACUGCAAACAUUAAAAAAUGUGCAGAAACACAGUAUAUUUCACCAUAAAAUAUUCCAUGCUUUAAGGAAUGUCAGUUCAAUGUUUAGUCAAAAAUUCAACAAAUAUGUAAAAUUCUGCCGCACAGUGCACUAGCUCUUCAA
Branchiostoma floridae (Florida lancelet) is the source of this 5847-nucleotide messenger RNA. RefSeq lists its product as uncharacterized. The record is from RefSeq and is a predicted model, not a curated record. NCBI's taxonomy places the organism in Eukaryota, Metazoa, Chordata, Leptocardii, Amphioxiformes, Branchiostomatidae. The transcript has 6 exons. Bases 935 to 3985 code for a protein of 1016 amino acids.